AUGGCCUCUAGAGAACCAGAACGUGCUAAUCUGGGCCCGAAACAGGAGAAGAGUGUCGGGCUGAAGUCAGGCACCCUUCCGUCAGGAAGAGCUGAGCCACGACGGGCCUGUCACCUUGCUCAGCAGCAGGCGAAACCCAUCUGGAAUUUAGAGAAGAAGUAUGUGAGUGCUUUCCAGGGUCACCGCCUGCUGCCCUCAGGGAUCCCUCUGCAGCAGUCCUGUUUCUUUUGCCCACCGUCGCUAUGCCAUGUGCAUCCCGGUGAGGACGCCGUCCCGAGCCUGCCCUUGGCCCAGCCCUGCCUGGACCUGGGCGGGAGUGCUCUGCUCUACCGACGCUCCUGCCUCAGACCCAAACCCUACAGGUUUCCUUUCCGAAGCCCUCUGGACACCAGCUCUGCCACGGGAAGGACGAUGUCUUCCUUGCUGAUGGAGCCCUGCCUGCUGCCUGUGCUGGUGGAGGAGCACUCUGGAACUGGGGUCAAAGCCUCUGCCCUCAGCUCAGGUCAGCAGGCUUCCAGCUCCUAUAGACCAGUGCUCAAUAACAACUCCUUCCUACGGCCAAGCAGUGCUAAAGUGCCUUUGCUGCAGUCACUGGAGAUCAAGAAAGUGAAAAACACCUCCAGCUUCCCUGCUGCCUCAUGGCCUCACUCCGGGGAUGAUGGAGACAGCUCCCCUGGCAGCCUGGGUAACGAAGCAGUGAAAAGCAGCAACCUUGUGUUGGAGCAAACUGCAGUCCCCUCCCUGACCCAUGUGCCCGGCAGUGCGAUCCUCAGGAAGGACUGGUGCUCGCGAGAGGACACUGAGAGGAGAGCACACAGCUUUAAAGAGAAGGAGCCAGAGAUCAGCCUCACAGAGGGUGUGCAGCAGCUAGCUGGACAGCCUGCCACACACAACAGCUUUGGACAUGAAGUCCAAAGCUCUGGCCUUACAAACGUGGGCAGCCUGUCCAACUGGAACAGCAGGUGGGGGCAGCACAUCAUAGCGCAGCUCACCCCAAAAGAAACCAUCGCUCCUCUGAACUUGGAGCUGGGUAGCCAUUGCCUUAACGGUAACUCAAGCCUUAUAGGCACCGAUGGUGCCGUCGUCUGCACUAAGCAUAUCAGCGUCCAUCUCUUGGCCUCGUGCGCUGACUCUCCCGACCGCAACACCGACUGCUCGCUUGUGAGCAUGCUGAGCCCGUGCAGCGGGGACCAGGUGGUGGGAGCAGAGCCUCUGCACCUCGCUGCCAUCUCUGAAGUGGCUACUCAGAUGUCCACCAUCCAACUGGAGAAAGAGGAGAAACGGACCCAGGCUGUGCUCCCGGGAGAGCUUGAUGUCACUGCUGAGCAGUCACCGCUGGAUCUGAGCCAUCCCCAGGACGAAGUGGAGGAAGAACUUCCUGAUGGCCUGGAUGAGAGCUGCAGUCAGGAGGAGGAUGAGGACAGUGACUCAGAUGCUUCUUCUGUCACUGGCGUGUCAUCCAGUGGUUCUGUGGCUCUUGUGUCCAG
Cariama cristata (Red-legged seriema) is the source of this 1487-nucleotide messenger RNA. RefSeq names its product tubulin polyglutamylase TTLL4-like. The transcript is spliced from 3 exons. NCBI's taxonomy places the organism in Eukaryota, Metazoa, Chordata, Aves, Cariamiformes, Cariamidae. The record is from RefSeq and is a predicted model, not a curated record. The annotation marks the transcript as partial.